ACUUCCGGUCCGGGGGGGAGGGGAAUCUCCCUUUUUUCCCUUUCCCUUCCACGCCAAGCGGUGCGAUGCGUGUGGAGAAGUGCUACUUCUGCUCCGGCCCCGUCUACCCGGGCCACGGGGUCCAGUUCGUCCGCAACGACUGCAAGGUGUUUCGGUUUUGCAAGUCAAAAUGCCACAAAAACUUCAAGAAGAAACGGAAUCCAAGGAAGGUCAGAUGGACCAAAGCCUUCCGCAAAGCAUCUGGGAAAGAAUUGACAGUGGAUAAUUCAUUUGAGUUUGAGAAACGGAGAAAUGAACCCGUGAAAUACCAGCGAGAGCUUUGGAAUAAGACAGUGGAUGCAAUGAAGAGAGUAGAAGAGAUCAAGAGAAGGCGGCAGGCCAAAUUCAUCAUGAACAGAUUAAAGAAGGGGAAAGAGCUUCAGAAAGCACAAGACAUCAAGGAGGUCAAGCAGAACAUCCACCUUCUCCGGGCUCCCCAUGCAGGCAAAUCCAAAGAGCUGGAAGAGAAGAUGGUUCAGCAAUUACAGGACACCAUGGAGGUGGAAGGUGCCUCCUAGAGAGCAUCUCUGUUGGAGCCUAUUUGUUUAUUUCUGUGUCUGUAAAGUGUGAGAAGCAACCCUGUUUUUUCUCUCUUCUGCUUUGGCCACGCUGAGUGUAGCUGUCAGAGAAGACGACAUGAAGCCCAUUGAAAUGGACUCUCUGUGCCAAAACUGGGACGGAGGGAAUAAAAUGGCUGACUUGAAGAGAAUGGUUUCUUACUAGAUUUUUAUGCAACUCUGUUAAUUCAAAUCCAGUGAGAUGAAUGGGGCAUCA
Molecule: messenger RNA, 813 nt
Organism: Podarcis raffonei (Aeolian wall lizard)
Lineage: Eukaryota; Metazoa; Chordata; Lepidosauria; Squamata; Lacertidae
Gene: RSL24D1
Product: ribosomal L24 domain containing 1
Exons: 6
Coding region: 66-557 (163 amino acids)
Biological process (GO): ribosomal large subunit biogenesis
Cellular component (GO): nucleolus
Source: RefSeq, a predicted model, not a curated record